AAAUUUUCAUUUCAUCCUUAUCCCCUCGUGUCUAGAAAAAAUAAAAAAUCUAUUGAGGCACUAAGAAGAUCCAUCCCUCAAAUUUUCACAGCCAAGUUCCCAGCCUCAUGUUCCAUCGCCUUCACUUCACAUUUUCAACACACACAGUAUAUUCCCAAUCUCCUUCUUCUUCAACAACACGCAUAUCCACUCUUUUAUUCUCUCUCUCAUGGCUUCUUCUUCCAUUUCCGCACCAACGCUCACCUUCCCGACGCAGAAGCUUGCCGUUCCGUUCCCCGAACAACGGACGCCCUUGCUCCUCUCGUUCACAUCGUAACCCCCCUAUCGCUGCCUCGCCUCUUCCUCCUCCAACGAUCGCAGUGCCGACGCCAAACGCAGUGGCUGGGACUCCGUGCUGCACCAGUUCUCCGAGGUCGCCAACCGAGUCAAUGCCUACUAGAAGUCCCUUGGGAACGCCGCCGCUGACGAUCGCGUCCGCAUCGGCGGUGGCGACGAGGAUUGGGAUUAGGAUCGCUAGCGCCGACAUUUCGAGGAAAUCGACGAGCAAGAGUGCCUCCUUUCGAUUUUCAAAUUACACGGAUUUGAAUUUGCAUCUUCUCACGUGCUUUUACCGAAGUUUUUGUUUGGAGUUUUUCGAAACUCUUGCAUGUUAUACUUAUGUUGGAGAAGGAAAGUUACCUAAUGAUCCUAAAGAACUUCCAUCAGCUGAAGAGGCAUUAUCUGAUCCUUACUUCACUGGCUUGGCGAACAUGAUUGUGAACCAUCCACUCAACCCAUUUCAAAACUUGAGUUUGAAUUUGAGAGAAGGAAAUUGACCAAAGAUGAUGUAGAGCAUUUUCUGGGAAUUAAGAGGAAAGCUGAACCAUCAAGCUCGGAUACCCCAAAAAAGCCUAAAUCAUAAUUCCUUGGUCUACUAAUUGUAAGCAUUUUAAGCUAAUAUCCCUGCAAGCUUAGAAGUUUAGCCCAAUAGUGUUCAUCUAUUCUGUUGCCGACUGCAGAUAAUUUGCAGCAGAAUGCGGGAAAAUUGGAUUUCCUGGGAAGAUGUAUUUCAGUGGUUAUAUUUUUUCUGACCAUUCAACGCGGUCCAGAAUGUGGGAUUCCUUUUGUACAAUAAGAGUUGUUUUUCAAUAUAUUACAUAAAAUUUUGAAUCUUCAUUAACUUGCUAAUCCUAGAACUUAUUUAGCAUGUUCUUCAAUAUGCAUGAGUUUAUCGGGUAUUUAUGUA
Glycine soja is the source of this 1225-nucleotide messenger RNA. RefSeq lists its product as uncharacterized. The transcript is spliced from 4 exons. The record is from RefSeq and is a predicted model, not a curated record. Bases 108 to 815 code for a protein of 235 amino acids. NCBI's taxonomy places the organism in Eukaryota, Viridiplantae, Streptophyta, Magnoliopsida, Fabales, Fabaceae.